Molecule: messenger RNA, 690 nt
Organism: Cyanistes caeruleus (blue tit)
Lineage: Eukaryota; Metazoa; Chordata; Aves; Passeriformes; Paridae
Source: RefSeq, a predicted model, not a curated record
AUGGGCACUUUUCGGGCAGAUUUAAGUAUUAAAUACAGUAACCUCGCCCUGCUGGCCGCGGAUGCUGCGCCCUGCGGAGCCCAGCGCCCCGACAGCUCCACGGCAUCCAAGCUGCUGGGGACGUGGCUGUACCUGGCAGGGGCUGCCCAGUUCCCCCAGCACCAAGUGGAGAUGCUGCUCAUCGAUCACGCCUUCCUGCGCUUGGAGCCCGGUGCCAGCGGGCAGCAGCUGCUCAUCAGCCACUACGUGGCCGUGGGGGACCAAUGUUUUACCAACAACCUCACCUACCUGGAAGUCAGUGUCGGUAACGCCACGCUGGUGAAGGACGCCAAGACCCAGCAAACUGAGGGGAUGCUGAUGAACAUGAGCUCUGAAAACCUUUUACUCAUCCAGUACCAAAUGCAGAAGGACAGGACGUAUUUGGGGCAGUAUCUCUAUGCCCGGAAUCUGAGCAUAAGCACAGCAGACCAGGAGGAAUUUGAGCACCACGUGGAGUGCCUGGGGCUGAGGGCAGAGCAGAUCGUGUACGCGCCUUGGAAAACGGAGGUGUGUCAAGUGAAAGCUGAAGGCAGCAGCCCACAGGCAGAGCCCGUGGCUGCAGUGACAGCAUCACCUGCCCCAGGUGCUCCCUGGCCUGGGAGCGCAGGGAACUGACCCCACACAGGGCAAUAAACGCUUUUCUUCAAUUCA